This is a messenger RNA of Trypanosoma theileri, 1494 nucleotides long. RefSeq lists its product as uncharacterized. NCBI's taxonomy places the organism in Eukaryota, Euglenozoa, Kinetoplastea, Trypanosomatida, Trypanosomatidae. The record is from RefSeq and is a predicted model, not a curated record. Bases 1 to 1494 code for a protein of 497 amino acids. The transcript has a single exon.
AUGCCGUCGAAUAGUUUCGUGGAUUCUCACGAACCAACCACCGCCACCACCGCCGCAACCGUACAUGAUGUUGGCCCACGUAAUGAAGAUACAUUAAUGUUUGAGCCUGUAGUCCCUACCGUUAUUCCAUCUCAACUUUUAAUUCAACAUCGUCUUGGAUGUACAACUGUACGUCUUAACGAUUUGCAAAGGUCCAGUCGAGUAGAGGCUGAGACCUUGGCAUUAUAUAAACAAUUGAAAUAUAAUAAUGUAAACACCUUUUAUCGCUUUAUUGCCUUUAUUCUGUGUUUACUGGUCCCAUCUGUAUUUUGUCAUUCCUUUGGUGUAGGUACCACUGAGUGGUAUGUGAUGGAGUAUAAAGUACAUCAUCGUUCACUUGGACUCUUCUUUGCCUGCCGUGAGGGAUUAGCGGGUAUUUGUAUUGAAUUAGCCAGUUCAUAUUAUCCCCGUAUUUUACGAGAUCGACUUACACAUGAAAUUAUCUGUGAGGCAUCCGGUUCUUUUGUUCAACAUUAUAUUGGCAUUAUGUGGAGUCUUGGUAUUAUUCAAUUUCUCUCUAGUAUUAUGGCACUUAUUGCCACUUUGCGAAUGACUUGUCGUCCCACCCGUUCGGGAAGUUCACUGGCGGCGUUGUGUUUUCUCGCUGUUUCCAUACCGUGUGGAAUUGCGAAUUGUGUACUCUUUUACUUUUACACGCGUUGUGAUCGGGAGGAGUGUCGGGCGCUUCACUACACCGCCCCAGACUGUACUAUUCAUUAUAGUUGGGGAUAUAGUCUUUACAUUGCGGCUAUUUGUUUAGACUUCUGUGCGUGUGUAACCACGGCGUGUUUAUACUCAUAUCCACACUCUAUACAUAAUUACGCCGUCCGGCUGUUGACAGAGAGACGAGCACAGAAUUGUGAGGAUGAACCCAUUCAUGAAUGUGAGCGGGAAUGUCAAACACAACGGUAUGAUAGGCAUACAGAGAAUAUAAGUUAUCUUCCAUCACCAUCACAACCACAAUUCGCUUCUGCGGCUCCUGCAAUGGAAACAAAUCAUAAUCGUACUAAUACCAAUAGUAAUAAUAAUAAUAAUAGUAAUAAUAACCGUAAGAAUAAGAAUGAUAAUGAUGAUAAUUAUAAUGAUGAUGAUGAUAAUAAUGAUCAUAAUAAUAAUAAUAAUAAUAAUAAUAAUAAUAAUAAUAAUAAUAAUAAUAAUAAUAAUAGUGGCAACAGACGAAACCCUGCAUUCCAUCGUCUGCUGCGCAUGGUACGUGGGGAUAUGGAAGGUCAUUCAUACCUUACUGCGGUGGAACUUGGUGUUCAAAUAGAUGGUGCAAAUGAUUGGCUUUACGAUGAUAAGAGUGAUUUGUUCUACAGUCCCAGUCUUGAUAUGUUUUGGGACCCACUCACAUGUGAUUACUACAGCUGUGCGUUGCAGAGUUGGCAGGUGACGGUGGAGGGACUCCCGGGAUUGCAUAGUGCGCGUGGUUCACAUAUAGGAAGAAGAUGGUGA